UACGCUUUCGCCGUUGGCGCCACCACGUGCGCCGGCGAGAGAUGGCAGAGUCCGGCGUGGCGGCCGCCUCGCUCUUCGGCACCGACCGCCGCCUCUGCUCCGCCGACGUCCUCCCUCCCGCCGAGGUGCGGGCGAGGAUCGAGGUGGCGGUGCUCAACUUCCUCGCCGCGCUCGCCGACCCCUCCGCUCCGGCCAUCUCCGUCCUCCCCCUGAUUAGCCGGAGCGCCGCCAACCGCGGCGUGCGGCGCGCGCUGCUGCGCGACGGCGUCUCGUCGGUGUACCUCUCCCACGCCUUCUGCAGGAGGUCCCUCACGAGGGCCAACGACGGCAAGGCCUUCGUCAGAGUGUGGAAGGUGAUGGAGGUUUGCUACAAGAUACUAGGGGAGGGGAAGCUGGUCACCCAGAGGGAGCUCUUCUACAAGCUCCUCUCGGACUCGCCUAGCUACUUCAGCUGCCAGCGGCAUAUCAACCAGACCGUGCAAGAUGUCGUCUCGUUGCUCCGGUGUACAAGGCAGAGCCUGGGGAUCAUGGCAUCAAGUAGAGGGGCACUGAUUGGGAGGAUUGUGCUGCAAGGGCUGGGGGAAGAACAUGUUGACUGUUCCAUUCUUGGACCUUCUGGGCAUGCUAUUACUGGAGACCUGAAUGUACUGAGUAAAUUGAUUUUUUCUUCAGAUGCGAGGUAUCUCAUUCUAGUGGAGAAGGAUGCCAUAUUUCAGAGGCUGGCUGAAGAUCGCAUAUAUAAUCACCUUCCAUCUAUCCUGAUUACUGCAAAGGGAUAUCCUGAUCUUGCUACAAGGUUUAUCUUGCAUCGACUGAGCCUGACUUUUCCAAACAUGCCAAUUUUUGCAUUAGUAGACUGGAACCCAGCAGGGCUUGCUAUACUGUGCACUUACAAGUAUGGAAGCAUAUCAAUGGGUCUGGAAUCAUACAGAUAUGCUUGCAAUGUAAAAUGGCUAGGCCUAAGAGGAGAUGAUCUGCAACUGAUACCUCAGAGCGCAUAUCAAGAACUGAAGCCACGUGAUCUGCAGAUUGCCAAAAGCUUGUUGUCAUCUAAGUUUCUCCAGGAAAAGCACAGAGCUGAGCUGACACUGAUGUUGGAGAUGGGCAAGCGUGCCGAGAUCGAAGCUCUCUACUCCCAUGGGUUUGAUUUCCUGGGGAAAUACGUCGCAAGAAAGGUUGUGCAGGGUGACUACAUUUGACAGUGCAGUGCUGCCUGCCUCAACGUUUCUCUGAUUGUACCGAGCACUGAAAGUUUGAGCUGAAAACAUGAGUCCUGGCCCUGUCCAAUUUUUUUCCAUCCCGAAGUGCAGAGGUUGGCCAUACUAUCAGAUUUUCUUUUGUAAGAUAAUGGAUAGAAAUAUGGCCUUUAUGCCAAAAAUAACAAAAUAAAAUCUCACAUAUGAU
Molecule: messenger RNA, 1404 nt
Organism: Oryza brachyantha (malo sina)
Lineage: Eukaryota; Viridiplantae; Streptophyta; Magnoliopsida; Poales; Poaceae
Product: meiotic recombination protein SPO11-2
Exons: 11
Coding region: 42-1199 (385 amino acids)
Biological process (GO): reciprocal meiotic recombination; meiotic DNA double-strand break processing; meiotic DNA double-strand break formation
Cellular component (GO): nuclear chromosome
Molecular function (GO): ATP binding; DNA topoisomerase type II (double strand cut, ATP-hydrolyzing) activity; DNA binding
Source: RefSeq, a predicted model, not a curated record